Molecule: messenger RNA, 1563 nt
Organism: Schistosoma guineensis
Lineage: Eukaryota; Metazoa; Platyhelminthes; Trematoda; Strigeidida; Schistosomatidae
Source: the annotation of a GenBank genome assembly
AUGAAAUACUUACCUGAAAGAGUUAUUUUGUCUCUGGUUUUGUGUCUUGGAACAAUCAACAUGCUGGCUCAAAGAGUAAAUUUAAGCAUCGCAAUCUUAUGCAUGACAGGUCGCUGCACUAUACGUGAUAACAACAGUACAAGUAAUAAAUAUCCUAUUCGAGUUGUUCAGAAUUCAUCUGGUUGUAGUAUAGAAUCAUUCAAUGAAACAAAGACUGUGAUAGAUGGCCCGUUUGACUGGGAUCGCUCAAAUUGGGGAGUUCUUCUGGGAGUUAUUUUCUGGGGUUAUUUUCUUGGGCAGAUACCUGCAGGCAUCCUUAUUCAAAAGUUCAGCGUUCGCUCAGUCCUACUUACAUCCCUAAUUCUUAUGAGCACAUCAACAAUACUUGUUCCAGUGGUAGCGAUAAGGUCUCUGUAUUUAUUUUGUGCCGUACGAGUACUUACAGGAUUAACAUCCGCAAGUUGGUUUCCUGGAUUCUAUCAACUUUGGGCUGCUUGGGCACCUCCAAAUGAGCGUGGACUCUUAAUUGGAUUUGCUUAUGCAGGACUUCAUGUAGGUAGUGCUAUUACAAUGCCUAUUACUGGUGCUUUGUGUCAGACAUCAUUGGGAUGGUCACUAGUUUUCUACUUCUAUGGUGCAGUCAGCUUUGUUUAUUGUAUGAUAUGGUUCAUGUUUGUAUAUGAUGAACCUAAAUUAAAUCCAAGAAUAUCUAUGAAAGAAAAGACUUAUUUAGAAUCAACCUGCCCAGUUAUAAUGAAAAACAGCCAAGGAAAGAUCCCAAUAAAAUCCAUUUUGACAUCACUCCCUGUUUGGGCAUUCAUUGUUGUAAAUAUUGGCAUAGAUUGGAAUUUAUAUACAUUUCUAACUAGCGUACCAACGUAUAUGCGUGAAGUGUUGCACUUUGAUUUUCAACAAAAUGCUCUGCUGUCUUCCCUACCAUACAUCGGCAUGUGGAUAGGACAACUAAUAUUUGGUUGGAUAUCCGACAUCCUUUUGACUCGGCGAAUUCUAACUUUGAGUGUUGUUCGUAAACUGAUGAACAGCAUAGGUAUGUUUGGACCGGCUCUCCUUAUGAUACUGAUCACAUUGUUUGACUAUCAUAAUAAAUAUGCAGUUGUUAUUCUACUAACAUUUGGACUGUUCCUUAGUUCUGGUGUUUUCUCUGGUGGAAUGCUUAGUCCAAUCGAAAUCACACCAAAAUAUUCUGGUUUACUGUUUUCUGCUUCUAAUUCACUUGGCGCAUUGACAGGAUUUUUGAGUCCAGUCGUAGCAAAUGCUUUGACACCAGAUAAAACUUAUGAGCAAUGGCGUUAUGUGUUUUAUGUAGGUUCUGUAAUAUUUCUUAUUGCUGGAUUCUUCUUUCUCAUAUUUUCAUCAUCUAAUAUACAAUCAUGGGCUAUAGAAGUUAUCGAUUAUGAUGAUGAUGAUGUUGUUGCUGAUAAUCAUCAUUCACUUACCGAUAAAAGUUUCUCUCCUACAAUUUGUCAAAUUAACAAAGAGAAUAUAGAAAAUGAACAUAAAGAAUUUGACCAAAUCCAUUCUAAUGUAGUAUCAAUAACUUGA